Messenger RNA from Rana temporaria (common frog), 1832 nucleotides. RefSeq names its product cytosolic phospholipase A2 gamma-like. The coding region runs from base 136 to 1623 and encodes 495 amino acids. Lineage: Eukaryota; Metazoa; Chordata; Amphibia; Anura; Ranidae. Gene Ontology annotation, molecular function: calcium ion binding; calcium-dependent phospholipid binding. Gene Ontology annotation, cellular component: nuclear envelope; nucleoplasm; cytosol. The record is from RefSeq and is a predicted model, not a curated record. The transcript is spliced from 15 exons. Gene Ontology annotation, biological process: glycerophospholipid catabolic process.
AAGCUCACACGUUCUAAUUACCUUCCCAGCCGCACUUCUACCAUCAUCUGAUUACUGGUCCACCCGUCUCCAUCCUCUCUUCUGUAUAUCUGAGCUGAGCCUCUUCACAAGAGUGGUCACCUACCUGAAUUUCCAAUGGCGGGUAAUGAGGAAAAUGCUGACAUUGUAGACGGAUCAGAAGGGGAAACCAAAUCUGUCAAUGCAAGGAAGAGAAAAGUAAAGGAGACGCUUUCAUCCUUAGGCAUGAGUGUUAGAGAGAAUUGCGACCCUCCUGUAAUCGCGGUCUUGGGAUCGGGGGGUGGAGCCCGUGCCAUGGUUGGAUUAAUGGGAACAAUCUCGAAACUGGCCGAACUCAACCUUUUAGGUGCCGCUACAUACAUGGCUGGGAUAUCUGGAUCAACAUGGUGUAUAUCCUCUCUGUAUUCGAAAAAAAACUGGUCAGACUUUGCAGUCAUUCAGGACCUGGAGAUGAAGUUACGUGAGCGGAUGAAAUCGGAGACUGAACGGAAAUGUCCAUGGGAGAAGAUGAAAGAGAAAUUUCUUGGAGAAUCGUACUCAAUGACAGAUUUCUGGGCCUAUACAUUUGUCUUCCAUGCCUUGAAUAUAAUUAAUGAAGAAAAGUUGUCCAGUCACAAGGAGACGUGUGAGACCGGUGAAGACCCCUAUCCCAUCUACUCUGCUGUGAGAAAAUAUCAAAUACAUGAAAACAAACCAGAAGCUUGGUUUGAGUUCACUCCACACACAUCUGGAUUUCCUGCUUACAAUUGUUAUAUAAAGACUGAAAAUCUGGGAAGUAAGUUUAAAGGAGGACAGAUAUUGGAGAAGCAGCCCGAGCGCAACUUGAUUUAUCUUCAAGGAUUGUGGGGCAGUGCAUUCGGCGCUGAUUGGGUUUGGUUGUUCUUUCAUGACAUGUACCAUAAAUUCAUCCAAUGGCUGACUGGAGAUGAGACAUACGAGACGAUGAGCCCGGAAAGGAAACUCGAUAUGAUGAACAACCCGCAACUUCAUAAAUCCUGGUGGGAUAAUAUAACAGUGAUAAAGAACAUCGCAUCUUGUUUUGCGAGGUGGAAAUGGGGAACAACAAACAAUUUCCUCUACAAAUGCAAAGGUAAAAUCCCAGAAGACUGCGACCUCUUUCAGAAAGAGCACAUCGAUCUGAUUGAUGCCGGUUUGGAAAUUAACACUCCGUACCCGUUAGUGUUACGUCCUCACCGCAAAGUAGAUCUGAUUUUGUCUUUUGACUUCAGUGAAGGAGAUCCAUUCGAGACGGUGAAAAAAACAGCCGAAUACUGUGAGGAGCACAAAGUCCCCUUCCCGAAAAUCCCUGAAGAAAGUUAUGAGCUCCCUCCAACAAAAAGCUGCUACGUCUUUGAAGGAGAUGGAAAAGAGAUUCCCGAUGUGAUGCACUUUCCUCAGUUCAACACCCAGACCUGUGGAGAUGUUGGAAACAUUGCGGCGUUACAGACAAUGUAUACCACAAAAAUUCUUUCGUAUGAUGACUCCAAGAUGAAAGACCUGCUGGACAUCGCUAAGAAAAAUGUGGAGAGCAGCGAGGAGCAGAUACUGGAGAAACUACAACAAUGUGUUCAGAGAUGUAACCAGAGGGGGAUGUCCCAGACAUAACAGGCGAGGACCAAUGAAAAUGACGGAAACUUGAAUAAAAUAUGACGAGGGCUGAAAAGUUUUAUAGACGACCAUAGUGGAUGUAAACCCAAAUUCAUGAAAUCUGACUUAGGCCUCUUCCCCACGAGGCCGACUCCGUCGCUACAGAGUCCGCCGGCUCAGCGGGAGAUAUCUCCGCUGAUCUCCACUGAGCCGGCGGAUGACAAGCC